Molecule: messenger RNA, 726 nt
Organism: Procambarus clarkii (red swamp crayfish)
Lineage: Eukaryota; Metazoa; Arthropoda; Malacostraca; Decapoda; Cambaridae
Source: RefSeq, a predicted model, not a curated record
AUGGGGGAGGUGGCGGAGGCUCUGGUGGAGGAAGUUAUGGAGGUGGUGGAAGUUCUGGAGGUAGUGGCGGUGGAUACGGAGGCUCAAGUAGUAGUGGAGGCUCCAAAGGAGGUGGUAGUGGUGGUGGCGGAGGAUAUGGAGGAUCAAGUGGUGGUGGAGAUUUCCAUAUCCAUUAUGAAUAUGGAAAGAGCUAAGGCGAGAGAAGGUGGUGGUAAAGGGUACGGGGAGGAGAUGGAAAGUAGGGAACGAUGUGAAGGGGCAUUUAAUUCUAUUUGCAAUGUUGAGCACCCACUUUACUUGUACGUAAAACUUACGAAUAUAGCAGUAGGUGAGGGCGAAGGUGGAGGCUAUGGGGGAGGUGGUGGAGGCUCUGGAGGAGGUGGAGGCUAUGGGGGAGGUGGUGGAGGCUCUGGUGGAGGUGGAGGCUACGAGGGAGGUGGUGGAGGUGGAGGCUCUGGUGGAGGUGGAGGCUACCAGGGAGGUAGUGGAGGUGGAGGCUCUGGUUCAGGAGGUUAUGGAGGCGGUGGAAGUUCUGGAGGUGGCGGAGGAGGAUACGGAAGCUCAAGUAGUGGAGGAGGCUCCAGAGGAGGUGGUGGUGGCGGAGGAUAUGGAGGAUCAAGUGGUGGUGGUGGAGGAGGUUAUGGAGGCGGCGGAAAUUCUGGAGGAGGUGGGGGCCACGGAGGCAGUGGAGGAGGUGGAGGUUCGUCAGGUGGUUAUGGAAAGUAA